Molecule: messenger RNA, 1096 nt
Organism: Leptinotarsa decemlineata (Colorado potato beetle)
Lineage: Eukaryota; Metazoa; Arthropoda; Insecta; Coleoptera; Chrysomelidae
Gene: PCNA
Product: Proliferating cell nuclear antigen
Biological process (GO): mismatch repair; translesion synthesis; leading strand elongation
Cellular component (GO): PCNA complex
Molecular function (GO): DNA binding; DNA polymerase processivity factor activity
Source: RefSeq, a predicted model, not a curated record
UGUCUUUUGACAGUAGUUUGGCGCGUAAAACUCCCCCGUUUCUCAUAUUUUUACCGCCAUCGCUACUGUACUGACCACUUAGUGAAGUGAGGGCAGUCUUUGUUACAGAAAAUUUUCUCUUGAAUUUUUAAAGUAAAAAGCAACUCUUCUACAAAAUGUUCGAAGCACGUCUCGUUAGUAGUGUUACAUUCAAAAAAGUCUUGGAUGCAAUUAAAGAUCUUUUAAAUGAAGCAUCUUUUGAUUGUUCUGAAUCUGGAAUACAAUUACAAGCCAUGGAUAAUUCCCACGUAUCGCUGGUAUCCCUUACACUGAGAUCCGAUGGUUUCGACAAAUAUAGGUGUGAUAGGAACCUCACUAUGGGAAUGAAUUUGGCAAGCAUGUCGAAGAUAUUCAAGUGCUCCAGCAAUGAUGACACAGUAACCAUCAAAGCCCAGGAUGAUGCAGAUACCGUAACAUUCAUGUUUGAAGCAAAGAAACAAGAAAAAAUAUCUGAUUAUGAAAUGAAACUCAUGAACCUUGACCAAGAACACUUGGGAAUACCAGAAACUGAUUUCUCUUGUGUAAUCAAAAUGCCUUCAGGUGAAUUUGCUAGAAUUGUAAGAGAUUUGUCCCAGUUUGGAGAAUCAAUAGUAAUUUCUUGUACCAAGGAAGGUGUUAAGUUCUCUACUUCUGGUGAUAUCGGUAGCGCCAAUGUCAAAAUUGCACAGACCAGCAAUUUUGACAAGGAGGAAGAGAAUGUAACCAUAGAGAUGCAGGAACCCGUGACACUCACCUUUGCAUGUCAGUAUUUGAAUUCGUUCACAAAAGCAACUCCUUUGACAAAUCAAGUGCAGCUGUCGAUGUCUGACAAUGUACCACUUGUUGUGGAGUACCAGAUCCCUGAUUUGGGGCAUUUACGGUUUUAUUUGGCACCUAAGAUUGAGGAAGAUGAGAAUUGAUAGUCUGUAAUUUUUAUUUAUUCAAGUGCCUUGGUUUCUGAGCCAUUUUAGUUUCAACCAUUACUUUAAAAUUUUCCCUAUGUAUAGUAGCUUUAGGUGGAAAAGUUAUUUUCAAAGUGAUCUUUUUGAUACAAUAAACGUUAAAUUUAUAUACAAAA